AUGAACUAUUUCCCACAAUUUUCAGGAACAAUAACAAGAAAAACAUUUAUAUUUCUCACAAGAGCCUGUGUUCAAAGUUUUCAAGUUAAUUACAAAUACAAUAACCCGAAAAUCAUUAUUUACAUAGCUGUGUGCAAUUUGUCUGUACAAUAAAGGGAAUUCCACAGUGAACACACCGGUAGGGAUAGGGUUCCCUCCUCAGGUUCCCUCAUGGAAAAUAUAAGGAUUAUAUUUGUAUUAGCUGCAAAAUACUCUGAUGAAUAUGAAGCAGCUGAAAUCAUGCUACAGGCUUUCGAGGCUUGUAAACAGAAUGUUUCCACCAAUGUCAGCUGGGUGAAAGAGCUGGAAUUUGAAUCACUGGAACUGAACAAAACAGAUUUUGUUGUAUUUGAGAAGUUUGAAGGGAAUAAUUUUGAAAACUUGAAAACUUCCAAGUGUGCCAGAAUUUUGGGACCAUGGGCUGUAAGUGUCUGUUUGAUGGAUGGCAAAUCUGUGCCCAAUUUUCCUUGGCCCAUUUACAAUGUGGCAAUGUACAAUUGCAUUGUCACAAGCUCUUACCUACACAAAAAUGUGAAAAUGGAAAUAAAAUCAAAGGUAGAACUGAUGGGAGGCUGCUAUGUUGAUACAUUAGUUUCCAAAAAUACACACCUUGUGACAGGCAGUGCAAUAUCUGAAAAAUAUCUGGCAGCUGCAGAAGCUGGUGUUAAAUUGAUGUGCCCUUCUUGGAUCGACGAUGUGUGGAAUGUGAGUCAAAAUGUCAAUAUCCAUGGGGAUGAUGAACAGUUUUUGAAACAUAAAUGUCUUUGUUUUCAAAACCUAACAGUUUGUUCUACUGGUUUGUCCAAUGUAGCUGAACGACAAAAAAUAGAGAAGUUGGUGGCAGAAAAUGGCGGCACUUUCACUGGGAAGUUGAAUUUGGCCAAUACCAAUGUACUAGUUUGCUGUGGAAAAGUGGGGUUGAAUAGUGAUAAAUACAAAGCUGCUCGUCAGAAACCCAAUAUCAAAUGCGUCACUGUCGAUUGGAUAAUAGACAGCGUGAGUAAAGGUUACGCCUUGCCUCACGAUGACUAUCAAGUACAAAGAAUAACGUCGACUCCAACCAAAGAGGCCGUGAAUCCUGAGUUUUCUAUUUUGAGCGCUAUAGGGGGUCCAAAUAUAUCGCAAAGGACUUGGGUGGAAGACACUAUCGCUUCUCCAUUUUCACCUAGAAAAGCGAAAGAUAACUACGGGGAUUUGGUGGAAAAUUUGGAUAUUAAAAAGGCCAAGAAGGCAGGACAGUAUUUGGAUGGAUGUUCGGUUUAUGUGACUGGAUUCGGCGCAGAACACACCGAAAAACUGAACAAAAUCCUCAACUUGAGCGGUGCCACUAGGUACGACAAUUUCUCAGACCGAGUCACCCACGUGAUAGUGGGUGACCACACAUUCCACGAAGCUAAACUGAUCCAAAGCAAGGGCACUUCUAGCUUACUAGUAUCUAUUCGUUGGCUCAUAGACAGCAUAGAUCAGGAACACCCAGUGAACGAAGACAAGUACUUGAUAAGCGCCUCUCAGAUGGAGGGUAGCCAAUUGGGCUCCCCUUUGAGCAAAAAGGGGUUGAAUUUAUUGAGGUCGAACAGAACGGUGACCGAAAAGGAGAUAGAAGUUAACCUUGGCGAUUCCGGUAAUGUCGAGGAAAAAAUGGAAGAAGAUUGUAUUGUCCAACACUAUCUUGGACAAGCGAACACCGAAGAAGACACUCUGGCCAGACUCUUAGACGGGGCCAAUACGAACUUGUCCAAAGGGGUUCAAGAACCGCCGCCUUCGACCCUCCAAUUCCGACCUGCUGAUACUUCCACACAACAGUCGACGAUGUCAGGAACUCAGGACGAUACCGUGAACGAUAAAAUAUUCGAAAAUAAGAAGUUCGUACUUCUGGGAUUCGAAGAGGAGGAAUACCAGGAACUCAAGGAGAGAAUACAAGGAUUCUGCGGUGAAUUGGUGCCGAAAUCGUUCAAGGGCAUACCGGAUUAUGCGGUGGUGCCGAUAUUCAACAAAACCGAGGUACGUCACACUGUCACCGAAAUCGUCAACGAUCUCUUCAUCAGCGAGUGCAUGAGAGAAGAAGAAUUGCUCACCGACAUCGCCUACUACCAUCGGCCGUUCGAUGUACCCGACACGAACCCGCUGGAGAAUUGCGUCAUCACCAUCAGUAGCUAUGGCGGCACGGAACGGGUGUUCCUCAAGAACCUGAUCGAAGCUCUAGGUGGCCUGUCCCAAGAACAAUUCGCCCGAGUGAGAAACGUAGCGAAAAAAGUGGUAGCCUCGACUCACCUGGUGAGCUCGGAGGCUACCGGCAAAAAGUACGAGGCUAGCCUCAAAUGGGGCCUGCCGGUGGUCAGCAAGGAUUGGCUGCUCAAGUGCGCCGAAACGGGGAAAAAGGCUUACGAAGGGGAUUUUUUGAUCGGCGAUUCCAAAGGUGAGAAAUGACACCUGAAAGGAUGCCUGAAAACACCGUUACCGAACUCAACAAAACACCUGUUAGUUCCCUCAAGACUGCAACACCUGUUGCAAGUCCUGGACCCAGUAGCAGACAUUCCAGAGUGUUGACACCUGUCAACCAUGUCACUCCUGUUUUCAAGAGAGGUUUCGAUAGUGCAGAAAAACCUUUCAGUCAAGUAACUCCUCUGAACAAAAUAAUGAAAAACUUCAGAGAAAGUAAACUUAACGUGAUGGAUCCCUCUAAUACCGAAGACAGCAGUCAAUGCAGUUUACCACCUCCUUGGAAAAACAUAAAAACUCCGGAAACUCCUUUGGGGGCGUGUUUAACGCCUAAUCCUUCGGCAUCCUUGAAAAAACAAUUGGAAUAUUGGUUACGACAAUUCCCUGACAGGCCUACUACGACAAGCAAUGCAAGUACGCCUAUAUCGGAAAUCAAACGUCGAAUUUGGGAUAAUGCAUUGAAAAGAUCGGCUGAAUAUUUGAAUUUCGACGAACCACGAACUCAAUCUCAACAGGAAGUCGAAAAUAUGGAAAGCGAAGAUUCUGUUACAGAACCUUCAAUGAACGUAACCCCAGAAAAUCAAAAUUUUGCCAGUAGACUGCAGCAAUUAGAAGAAAUGUUGACUGCCAGUGGAAGUGGAAAAAGGCAUAGCAGGAAUUUUCAGUCUACAAUUCCCGUAGCAGCUGGAACAUCGGAAUUCAAAGAUUCACAACCUUGUACUGUAGGAUGGGAUUUCAGAGAACAAGAGGUGCCCCAAAAACAAAGCAAAAUAUUCGCAAUAUCCGGAAUAGCGGAUGACCAAGUCCGAAUUCAGAUGGUGAAACAACUGGAAGGUCUAGGGGCGAUGUAUUCUAACCUAAAAAACUACGACCCUUCUUGCACACAUUUGCUUUGUCCAAAACCAGCCCGGAAUGAAAAGUCUCUGGCUUGCAUGGCUGCUGGGAAAUGGAUCCUCCACACUUCCUAUUUGGAAAAAUCCUACGAAGCAGGACGGUUGUUGAACGAAGAAGACUUCGAAUUCGGCAAUCCUCUAUCUUUGGGCAAAUUCGAAUUGCCCAAGGACGUUGACGCUGAAACGAAAAUGCAAAAGAUGCACUGGUGGCGGAAAGAGAUCUCGAAACGAGGUUACGGAGCGUUCAACGACAUGCGGGCCAUCGUCGUGGCCAACAAGUGGGAACCGAUAGUUAGAGUGAUAGAAGCAGGUGGCGGAGUCGUCAUAGACAUCAAGCCCCCUUUUGAUGACACUGUACAUGCUACGCAUUGCCUUUUGGAACAAAAAAGUAUCGAAAACAUCACGGACUAUGUGCCCCUUGCGAGGCAAGGUGUAUAUUUAGUGAACACAGUGUAUAUCAGUGAUUAUUUGUAUCAUCCAAAUCGAGACAUAAGAGACUGGAUUUUACCGUAUUUUUCAAAAUAUUACGCUAGAAGUUAG
This is a messenger RNA of Phaedon cochleariae (mustard beetle), 3911 nucleotides long. The record is from the annotation of a GenBank genome assembly. NCBI's taxonomy places the organism in Eukaryota, Metazoa, Arthropoda, Insecta, Coleoptera, Chrysomelidae.